AUUAUAUUUUUAUUAGUAUAUAAAAAAAGAAAGGAAAUUGUGGUCCUCUAGCAUCUAACUCCAUCACUCCACCUUUCCUCUCAAAAUUCCCAUCACAUUCACCCCACCACCCCAAUAAUAACAUUUUGAUCACUACUAUUUAUUUUCCAUGAACAUGAUGAAUGAGGGCAAGCCCAUGAAGGGGAAGAUGAUGAAGAGAGACGGCGCCCCCUCCUCGGACGAUGAUGAGGUGGCGCCUGAGGACGACAAGAGGAAGAGGGUCGCCGGCGCCAAGAAGGGCGGAGACGUGGCAUCCAUGAAGAGCUGCCAGGCUGAGAAGUGCUCCGCUGAUCUCGCCGCCGCCAAGGCUUACCACCGCCGCCAUAAGGUCUGCGAGCACCACGCCAAGGCGCAGGUCGCCGUCGUCGCCGGAAUCCGCCAGCGCUUCUGCCAGCAAUGCAGCAGGUUCCAUGAGCUCUCGGAAUUCGACGAUGCAAAGAGGAGCUGUCGGAGGCGGUUGGCCGGCCACAACGAGAGGCGGAGGAAGAAUCCGGGAGACGGAGAAGGGUCGACGAGCGGCCAGAUCAAGGGCGGCAGCGGGAAGGAGAUGAUUUGUGGGCAAGUGAAUGAUAGAGGGAGGAUUCAAAUGACUGUCCAAGAAAAUUCAACCUACAAACAUUUCCAUGUCCGAUAAUUAAUCUCAUUGAGCUCCCUCUCUUCUGUCAUUAAUCCUCAUCAUAUGUUAUUAUGUUAUUAAAGACUUAAUUAAUUAGUAUGCCUUUUAUUUAUUUUAUGUGGUCUUGAGUUAUGUAUAAUUAGAGAUCUAUGAUGGGCUAUCUCUAAUUCUCUAUUGUUUGUUAGAACUUGUAUAUGAUUAUGAUAUGGUGUAUUACUCCGAUUUUUGGGUAUAUAAAUAAUCUAAUUAAUUAACAAUAUGUAGUACUAUAUCUUGAUG
This is a messenger RNA of Salvia splendens (bonfire salvia), 934 nucleotides long. RefSeq names its product squamosa promoter-binding protein 1-like. The transcript has 2 exons. The record is from RefSeq and is a predicted model, not a curated record. Bases 149 to 673 code for a protein of 174 amino acids. Gene Ontology annotation, molecular function: DNA binding. NCBI's taxonomy places the organism in Eukaryota, Viridiplantae, Streptophyta, Magnoliopsida, Lamiales, Lamiaceae. Gene Ontology annotation, cellular component: nucleus.